AGCCAAGACGAUUCAGGAACUCAGGGAUAUCGCGCACAAGUUGCGUAUAGAUUCGAUCAACGCCACUCAGGCAUCGAAAUCUGGUCAUCCCACAUCAUGUGCGUCGAUCGCGGAAAUCAUGUCGGUACUGUUCUUCCACACGAUGCGGUACAAAAUCUCUGCUCCGCGCGAUCCAUCCUCGGAUCGGUUCAUCCUGUCGAAGGGCCACGCUGCUCCGAUUCUGUAUGCGGCCUGGGCCGAAGCCGGCCUGUUUCCCGUGGAGGACCUGUUGAAUCUGCGCAAGAUUGACUCCGACCUCGAGGGUCACCCGACGCCCAGACUGAACUUUAUCGACGUGGGCACCGGUUCGCUGGGCCAAGGUGUGGCGGUGGGAUGCGGCAUGGCAUAUGUGGGCAAGAACAUUGACCACGCCGACCAUCGGACGUACGUGCUCGUCGGUGAUGGUGAGUCGGCCGAGGGUUCGAUUUGGGAGUCGCUUCACUUUGCCGGCCACUACAAGCUGAACAAUAUGUGCGUGAUCUUCGAUGUGAACAGACUCGGCCAGUCGGAACCGACGUCGCUCCAGCACCAAAUGGAUGUGUACCGGAAGCGCUUGGAUGCGUUCGGUUUCAAUGCAAUCGUCGUCGAUGGACACGACGUCGAGGAGCUGUGCAAGGCCUUCUUCGAAGCGUCCUCCGUCACCGAUCGGCCAACGGCCAUCAUCGCCAAAACGUACAAAGGCAAGCACUUCCCGAACAUUGAAGAUCUGGAGAACUGGCACGGCAAGCCGCUCGGAGAUGCCGCGACCGCCGUUGUCGAGCAUUUGCGCAAGCAGAUCCGCAAUCCGGGACCGAUCGCCGUGACUCCUCCUUCACCGCACAAGGACAGCGCACCGAAGGUGUCGAUCAAGGGUGUCGCACUCGCGACACCACCGGCGUACCAGAAGGGUGAGAAGGUGGCGACACGGUUGGCGUACGGUACCGCUCUAGCCAAGAUCGCUAUGAACAAUGAUCGCGUGAUCGCUCUCGAUGGCGACACGAAGAACUCUACGUACUCGGAUAAGCUACGCAAAGCGUUCCCGGAGCGCUUCAUCGAGUGCUUCAUUGCGGAACAGAACCUGGUCGGCGUUGCGAUCGGAGCUGCUUGCCGCGAUCGUACCGUCGCUUUCGUGUCCACCUUUGCCACGUUCUUUACGCGUGCAUUCGAUCAGAUCCGCAUGGGUGCCAUCUCACAGACGAACGUGAAUUUUGUUGGCUCUCACUGUGGUGUCAGCAUCGGUGAGGACGGUCCGAGUCAGAUGGGCCUGGAGGAUAUCGCUAUGUUCCGUGCCAUACCGGGCAGCACCGUGUUCUAUCCGGCCGAUGCCGUCAGUGCGGAGCGAGCCGUCGAGAUGGCGGCCAAUACGCCAGGCGUGUGCUUCAUUCGUACUUCGCGCCCUAAUACGGACGUUAUUUACGACAAUAACGAAAAGUUUGAGAUUGGUCGUGCCAAGGUGGUUAAGCAGAGCGCAAGCGACUCGGUUCUUCUUAUCGGUGCCGGCAUCACGCUGUACGAAGCCCUGGACGCGGCUAAGGACCUGGAGAAGAGUGGAAUCCACUGUCGUGUGAUGGAUCCGUUCACGGUUAAACCGCUGGACAAAGAGGCCAUCAUAAAACACGGUAGCCAGUGCGGUGGACGCGUCGUGGUUGUCGAAGAUCAUUAUAAGCAAGGCGGCUUGGGUGAGGCAGUUCUGUCGGCGCUUGCAGAGCAGAGAAACUUCGUGGUGAAGCAUCUGGCCGUCGAUAAACUUCCACGGUCCGGCCCUCCGACCGUGCUGGUUGAUAUGUUUGGCAUUUCGGCACGCUCUGUUGUGGCCGCCGUGCAAGAAAUCAUCAAGAUGUAAACCCCGUGUCUGGCUCUCGUACUACACAUUCGAACGCGGCCAGUGCGCUCGAUUAAAGCCACAUUUUGUGGAGGAAUGUAGUUCAUUUCUGGUUUCUUCAAGACACCUUUUCUGUGUACUCAUUUGUCGUUCUAAACGCAUACCGUUUAUAUUUUCAAUGACACAAUUUGAUUUUUCCUUUCUUACAUUACUUAAUUUUGUGCUAAUUUUGCUACUUGGAAGUGGGUGCUUGGGUACACAAUAUUUCAACCGUAACAUAGUUACAGCGUUCAAUACGCACUCCCACUUAACCUUCGAAUGUCAUACAUGGUGAAGUGCACGCUAAAACCACACGCUGGGAUUUCGAAACGAUGGAACGUUGGUUUGUUGGCGAUUGAAGUGUUUGCGCGUACAUUUUUUUCAAUAAAGUUAAAGUUACGACUCAAUAAGAGCUGUUCCGAAAUGAUCA
Molecule: messenger RNA, 2309 nt
Organism: Anopheles cruzii
Lineage: Eukaryota; Metazoa; Arthropoda; Insecta; Diptera; Culicidae
Product: transketolase-like protein 2
Exons: 4
Coding region: 119-1861 (580 amino acids)
Molecular function (GO): thiamine pyrophosphate binding; transketolase activity
Source: RefSeq, a predicted model, not a curated record